This is a messenger RNA of Misgurnus anguillicaudatus (oriental weatherfish), 1263 nucleotides long. RefSeq names its product DLA class II histocompatibility antigen, DR-1 beta chain-like. Gene Ontology annotation, cellular component: membrane; MHC class II protein complex. The record is from RefSeq and is a predicted model, not a curated record. Gene Ontology annotation, biological process: immune response; antigen processing and presentation. NCBI's taxonomy places the organism in Eukaryota, Metazoa, Chordata, Actinopteri, Cypriniformes, Cobitidae.
AAAAAUCUUUCACUUCCUUAUUUAACUCUUUUGUGAAUGCCCAGUGCAGAUUACGUUGCUCAAUCAUGUGACAUUUUUUGUGGGUCUGCCAUAAGCUUGAUAUUCCAGUUUGACUUCCAGUAUGUGAAACUAGGCUGGCACCACAGUCUCGGCUGAUAAGCUAUUUACUUUAAGUUCGCCCGUGCUAAUUUUUUCUGUAUGUCCGUAUAACAGCACUUGCAAAAAUGCGUCAUAAUAUUUUGACAUGCAUGGCCAUGUUUUUGUUUGCUUUGCUUGAAGCAGUUCAUGGACAUUUUGCAUAUGUUCAAGCUAGCUGCCGUGUACUUGGCUCGCUAGAAAACGUUGAGUUCAUCUUCUCAGUUAACUACAACAAGGCUGAACUGAUAAGAUUCAACAGCACGGAGAAUAAGGUUGUUGGUUACACUGAAUAUGCAAUGAAAUGGGCAGAUAAUUUUAAUAAACGACAAGAGUGGCUACAUGAGGAGGGAGAAAGAAAUGUGGCAAACUGCAAGAGCUAUGGAGCAAUAUUUCACUAUCUGUCAGAAAAAACAAUAAAACCAGAAGUCACUAUCCAAUCAGUAAGGCAUGCCAGUGGUAAACAACCAGCCAUGCUGAUAUGCAGCGCUUAUCGAUUUUACCCCAAACACAUUAAAAUGUCCUGGUUGAGGGACGGUGAGGUGAUAACUUCAGAUGUGACCUCAACUGAAGAGCUGGCUGAUGGAGACUGGUUUUAUCAGAUCCACUCCCACCUGGAAUAUUUUCCCAAACGUGAAGAGAAGAUCAGCUGUGUAGUGGAGCACGCCAGCUCCAAUAAACCCAUCAUCUACCCAUGGGAUUCCUCUCUGCCUAAGUCUAGUAAAAAAGAGAUCAUUACUGGGGCUGCAGGUCUUGUGUUGGGAAUAAUUAUGACUGUUGGAGGACUCAUCUACUAUUUAAGAAAACGCACAGCACAUGUUAUAGCAGCUGUAGGUCAGGACACCAGAUUCACUCGACCUCUACAAACACUGGUUGACAAUGAUGACCAGUAGAUGGACACUAAGUUACAGACUGUGUUACACCACAGACAUUAAACAUGAUGAAUAAGGUCUCCAGAGAUCUUUAAACACAAUUUUUCUUGUUUAGAAAAAUAAAUAAUGACAAGGAACUAGUGAAAAACCUUUGGUUGUGUUUAUUUUGUACAUAAAAGAAGUGUAAACAACUGUGUUUUUGUGAUUCUUGACACAUGCUUACACAAAAAUUCCAAACCUCCUGAUCUUGUCCAAU